Molecule: messenger RNA, 2100 nt
Organism: Suillus plorans
Lineage: Eukaryota; Fungi; Basidiomycota; Agaricomycetes; Boletales; Suillaceae
Exons: 10
Coding region: 1-1842 (613 amino acids)
Source: RefSeq, a predicted model, not a curated record
AUGCACUUCGCAGACUUUGUCCAAAUUCGCCUGAGUGCGACUUCUCUGCUCCUCUUCACUAUCUUCGGCCAGACUGUGAUCUUGGGUUUUGCAUGGGGCUUCGCCGGAGCAAUCUUGUACACAGGGGUUCUCGCACUACCUGAUAAUGUCGUUCGUCUGAUUGUAGAGCAUCCGACCGUGCUCACCUUGAUAGUAACGUUGAUCGCAACUGCCUUGUCGAUCACCACUUCAAUGUUCUUCACAUUUGCUCUCAAAGAAGCCCUUCGGCACCAUCUCUCAGGGCCAUCGAUUACACUGUUCAAGCUUCGCACUGCCAUAGCGCUAAGCAGGCCGACUUGGGUAUUGCGACGGAGAUUUCUCAAGCUAUCGCUCCUCACAUUGGUAGUUUAUGCGAUGGUCACAUUUCUGAAUACGAGUUGGAGCACUUUGCUCCUACCCACCCUUGUCGAAUGGCCUGUGGGAACCUUCGGAACGGAACUAGACUUAGGAUCUGCUGCCUUUGUAAACCAGUUAAGUACAGACCUUACUGCCCUCAAUCCGAACGCCGUUCAAGCACCUGCUUUUGAAGUCUUGAAUGUCUUGACUCUCCUAAGUGGUACUGCUGCGGUUGACACCCAGGGAGGUGUGGAGACGAGUAGCAUGUUCAGCUUCAACGGAGUUUCAUACAAUCAGUCGACUGGUGGAAUUCUUCCCGCGAUACAGGAGUACUCUGGAUCAUCAGCCCCGCCGGGUUCUAACGUAGGCUUGGCGUUCACUGGAGGACAAGUACCAGUCAAUACCAGUUUUGACUGGGGACACCUCGGACGCGAUGCAGGCACUCAAGGCAUUUCGAAGAACUAUAGUAUUACACAGCAGGGUCUCACAGCAAAUGUUUCAUGUCAGCCGAUCGACCGCAGCCAGAAUACGUUUUCAGUCACCCCAUACGCGGUGCCAGGACCUACGGGCUCGGAUAUGACGUUCAUCACGUGGGAAACCGAAGCGAAUUGUUCAGGAAACUUAAAUUCAAUAACCUCCUUCACCGUUGGCCUCGCCAACGGUUUGCCAGACAAUGCAACGCAGGGACUUCUCCCCACUGUUGUAUGUCCCAACCCAAACUCGACGGCAUUCAACCCAUAUAAGUUUGAUAUCUUCAUGUCCGGCUUGUACAAGUACAGCUUUCUACCAACGAUCGUUUGCGAGGUCGUUCCCUACCUGACUACAGUCAACGUCACUUAUAAUGGAGGCAUCAUAUCUGUCGAUCGGAUUAGCGAAUAUUCUGGUUCGACAAGCAGUUCGAAUUUUCCUUUAUCUCAGUAUAUCGCGACUGUGAUGAAUUAUCAAGCGUCGUCAAACCAAGCCGUAGUUAAGAAUACAGUUGGUGACUUUUUGACCGCGUACGGUACGAGCAAUGUAUCAGAAGAUUACUGGCGCGGUAUUGCGGAGUUCUCCUCCACUCAACUUCGAUCCGGAUACUCUGCUUCUGGAGUUUCGCCGAAUAUGGCAAGGUCGACGGGCGGCACGAUGUAUAUCCAGACGUACGGCUGGCGAAGCCGGUCCCAAACGUUCAUCUUGCUGCUCGUGGUAAUCACCCUGAUCUGGUUCGCCACCGUAUUGGCUGCUGGGUACAGCCUCGUCCAAGAAAAGAUCACUGCCUCCGAUCCAUCUUUCGACUUUUCUGAUCCCGUUGAUCUCAUCAUCGCGGCAUCUGGCGGAAGACUUGGACCACAGCUUCAUGACGAGGAUGAUGAGGAAGAAGAUCAUAACGAGGACGUCAUUAUCCGCUUUGAAGAUGUAACUGACAAGAUGGGGAGGAGAAUGAGCAAGAAGAGACUGGUCACUGUGGCUCCUCCGGGGACCCCUUAACGUUGUAUAGUAAUCGAGUUACUGGAUCUGUCACGCCUCAUAAUGACACGGUGAUCGUAGUCCUUAUUCAAUUGAUGAGUCUAAUGUAUUUCAUACUCCCACCGUCGGCCGAGAUGUCAGGGCGCGGGGUAGUACCCGGGUCGAAAUCACGAGUCUGUUGUUCUAAUCUAAACGCUUUGAAACAGACGCUCUCCCUCUUGGGUCUAGUGCUUCCUAGGAAGGUGUCGCAUAUAGUAAGUACCACACGACUCCUCGUAC